AUGGCCCGCGUCCGUGUGAACAAGGAGAUCUGGGUGGCCAUGGGGGCACAGGCUUGGUGGAUGCACGAGCGGUGCAUGACAUCAGAAGAAGUCACGGAGCACGCUGAGCUGGUGAAGUCCACUGGUUUGGAGGAAAGCCUCAAGGUGACUGCAAAGCUCCCGAAGGGCUGGAUCAGCAAGAUUUCCAAGACCACUGGCAAGGUUUACUACGUCAACGCAAAGAAAGGGAAGACACAGUGGACGCUGCCAGAAGAGGAGGUGGAAGAGACCGAAGAGACCCACACAAUCAAGCCCCAGCAUGAUGAAGUGUCGAAAGAUGAAACUGAAGACAACGGAGCCGAGAAGCAGCAAAGCGGCGAGGAAGAGCUCACAGAGCUUUGA
Molecule: messenger RNA, 381 nt
Organism: Symbiodinium necroappetens
Lineage: Eukaryota; Dinophyceae; Suessiales; Symbiodiniaceae
Source: the annotation of a GenBank genome assembly